AUGUUUCGCUCCAUAAGCCGACGAGUUCCACGCCAGCUCCCUCACCAAAUUCCUCGUCCAACGGCGCCAUCCCGUCUCGCCCUACGCGCGUUCACAUGCGGUUAUCCUCGGAUGUCGUCACCACCUGCUCAACCAGUGUCCACCACACUGCCAUCCGACGCAUACCAGUUGCUGUCGACCGCUGAGAAAGCUGGCGCCGCAGAGGAUGCCCUGUAUGAACAACAAAUCCGCGACGUGCAAGCAUGGUGGGACUCCCCUCGGUACGAGGGCAUCAAGCGACCCUAUUCGGCUGAGGAUGUCGUGAGCAAGCGUGGAUCGCUGCAACAGAGCUAUCCCAGUUCACUAAUGGCGCGGAAACUGUUCAAUUUGCUGAAUGAGCGGGCUGCGGCUGGCGAGCCGGUACACACCAUGGGUGCCAUUGACCCUGUCCAGAUGACACAGCAAGCUCCCAACCAGGAGAUUUUGUAUAUUUCCGGAUGGGCUUGCUCAUCCCUUCUUACUAGCACCAAUGAGGUUUCCCCCGAUUUCGGCGAUUACCCCUAUAAUACGGUACCGAACCAGGUCCAGCGCCUGUUCAAGGCGCAAUCGAUGCACGAUCGGAAGCAGUGGGAUGCUCGACGUAAAUUAACUGCGGAGGAGCGCAAAAAUACCCCUUACGUGGAUUACAUGCGACCGAUUGUGGCAGAUGGCGAUACCGGACAUGGCGGUUUAUCGGCGGUUUUGAAGCUGGCCAAAUUAUUCGCUGAGAACGGUGCUGCGGCUGUGCACUUUGAGGAUCAGCUCCACGGUGGUAAGAAGUGCGGCCACUUGGCUGGCAAAGUUCUGGUUCCCAUUGGCGAGCACAUUAACAGACUGACUGCUGCGCGAUUCCAAUGGGAUAUGAUGGGCUGUGAAAACCUGGUCAUUGCGCGCACAGAUUCAGAAAGCGGCAAGCUUAUUAGCAGUGCUAUUGAUGUGCGGGACCAUGAGUUUAUCCUCGGUAUCACAGAAGAGGUCGAGCCGUUAGCCGAAACUCUGCAGGCGAUGGAGCGCGAGGGCGCUUCACCAGCUGAAAUUGAUGCGUUUGAACUUGACUGGGUCAAGAACCACAAGCUUGUCUCCUUUGAUGAGGCUGUCGAUGCUCACCUCGAGGCCGAGGGUGCCAGCCAAUCUACCAGAGACGCGUACAAGGCUCAAGUCGAGAAGAACCCUAACCUUUCUUUCUCUCGUCGUCGCGUCUUGGCUGCUGACUACACCAAGACUCCAGUGGUCUGGUCAUGCGACAGCCCGCGCACUCGCGAGGGAUUCUAUCACUACCGCGCAGGUUUCCCAGCCGCCACCAAGCGUGCUAAGGAAUUUGCUCCGUACGCCGAUCUUCUCUGGGUUGAGACCGGUGAUCCAGAUGUUGAGAAGGCAGGCAAGCUGGCAGGUGAUAUUCGCGAGGUCUACCCUGGCAAGAAGCUUGUUUACAACUUGAGCCCUUCGUUCAAUUGGAUGAGCCAAGGAUUUACCGAGGCUUCUCUCAAGUCGUUCAUUUGGGAUAUUGCCAAGCAUGGAUUCGUCCUGCAAUUGAUCUCCCUUGCAGGUCUUCACAGCAACGCCACUGUCACAACGGAAUUGUCACGUGCCUUCAAGGAUGAGGGUAUGCUCGCCUAUGUGCGACUUAUCCAAGCCCGCGAGAAGGAGAUGGGUGUCGACGUUCUUACUCACCAGAAGUGGAGUGGUGCGCCAUACAUGGAUGGCAUCCUGGGUGCAAUUCAGAGCGGAAGCAGCAGCAGUAAGAGUAUGGGCGAGGGUAACACCGAGAAAGGCUUCUAA
Molecule: messenger RNA, 1797 nt
Organism: Penicillium pulvis
Lineage: Eukaryota; Fungi; Ascomycota; Eurotiomycetes; Eurotiales; Aspergillaceae
Product: methylisocitrate lyase ICL2
Exons: 6
Coding region: 1-1797 (598 amino acids)
Cellular component (GO): mitochondrial matrix
Molecular function (GO): methylisocitrate lyase activity; isocitrate lyase activity
Source: RefSeq, a predicted model, not a curated record